GAGGAAGCCCUGCAGCUCACUUGAGCACAGAGCCUUUGGUGGGUGUUGCUCUUUGAGAGGGUUCAGCUUUAAAGGAAUUUGCUCAGGGGAAGGAGACAGCUGCUGUUCUGAUGAAGGAUUUUUGUGAGCAGGCCUCCCAAGCUAGCCAUGUCAGUAUGAGAUGCUGCCUACGUUUUUCAUCAUGACCAACAGGUUGUUAAACUGCAAUCAAAAGCACUUAGUAGGAAUGGAUCUCUUCCUGUUAUGAGAUUUGAACUCCUGACAUCUUUAUCCACUGGAACUUGAGUGCUCAGGACACACCAGAGAGGGGAUUUUGAGAGCGUUUUACAAGCCCUGCAGCUGUGAGCUGGUUGCAGCAUGAGGAAAAACCCUCCAUCACCCCAAUGUACAGGAAAGAGAAGACAGAUGACAGUAGCUAUCCUCCUUCAAUACUGAGGAAAAGGCCACCUGUGGACCAAGCUGUGGGGGAAAAGCGGAAAGCAGAGAGAAGGGUUCGAUUUCGUGAGCCAGAAGAAGUCAUUGAACAUGCCAUUUCCUGCUGUGACUACGUAGUGGUAGAUGACAGGUCAUCAUCUGGAUUGCCUGUGCUCCUGUGGCUCUCAUUUUGUGCAGUGCUGAUCCUGGCUGUGAGUCUCUACUACACCAGCAUGAAGCAAGAUGUCAAAGUCCUGGAGGAAUUUAAAUCCCGACUUGUUAUCUUCUUUCUUCAGAUAAGACACACUGCUCAGAAAUGCUGGACUUGGUUUACAAGACAGUAG
This is a messenger RNA of Antrostomus carolinensis (chuck-will's-widow), 758 nucleotides long. RefSeq names its product chromosome unknown C14orf180 homolog (gene CUNH14orf180). NCBI's taxonomy places the organism in Eukaryota, Metazoa, Chordata, Aves, Caprimulgiformes, Caprimulgidae. Gene Ontology annotation, cellular component: plasma membrane. The record is from RefSeq and is a predicted model, not a curated record. The coding region runs from base 384 to 758 and encodes 124 amino acids. The transcript has 7 exons.